Mercenaria mercenaria is the source of this 4136-nucleotide messenger RNA. RefSeq lists its product as uncharacterized. NCBI's taxonomy places the organism in Eukaryota, Metazoa, Mollusca, Bivalvia, Venerida, Veneridae. The coding region runs from base 269 to 2914 and encodes 881 amino acids. The record is from RefSeq and is a predicted model, not a curated record. The transcript is spliced from 14 exons.
AAUGCAGGAGGACACUAGACCCCGACGUAUUCCGCGUUGGCAUGGCUAGGACUCCGUUAAUGUAUCAGUCUGGAUCUGAAAAAAAACUUUAUAGCAGAGAUGCGUCAGAUAGCUAACAAAUAUAAGUCCCAAAGGGAAAGGUGGGAAGGAAUUUUUCUAUCAAUGUUGUUCGGAAGAUUUCAGCUAUCAAACAGAAUGAGCAGACGACAAACUAACUAACGAUAUGGACAUCACGCCAGUAUAAAGAAAGAAGUAAGAUGUCAUCGGUAUGUCAUCGAAAGGCGACGCUAUAACUACGGGCCACGAGCAUUAUCUGAGACAUUUAUUGCUGCUUGGCCAAGCUGCACCUGUCGCUUUGAAAGCAUUAUGUAGGAGACAAGAAUUAAAAUCAGGGACAACUCUGGGUUCUCUUAUUCUUGAAAAGAAAGAAACUUUCAAGGAGUCGUACAGUGAACAUUUUGUUCAGUUGUUCCUUGAUGAUUCAGUUAAUACGAAUAUAGAGUCCUGGGACACACGUCUGUUAUGUGUAGUUUUAUCUGUAUUAUUUGAACAAAGUUUAUCAAGUCCCGAACACAAUGGAAUAGAUUGCAUUCGGGACCAAAGGAAUGAUUCAGAGAAUUUCGCGUCAUCCGCUUCUCUCAGCUACAACACUUUUAAAAGCAAGUGGGACCCACUACAUAAAGCAUUACUGGAGCUAAGUAAAUAUAUUGAUGAUCAUGCCAAACAUGAAUGUAAGGUGAUGAUUCUUUCAUUCUACUUGGAGCCAAUCACUGUGAACCGGGAAUUGAUUGAAAAGUUAAAAAAGGCCAGAGAUGUUGAUAUGCACGUUAAGCUUGCCAUAGAAGACAAAAUUGUUCCAAAAAUACAUGGCGAGAAAGAAUUGAACGGAGGAAAUGGAGAUACAACAUUAUCAGUGGAGAAGGGCGAAAAUAAAGAACGUGAAGAAGAGACAGACGAUGUCGAUAGUACAGAUUCUCCGCAGGAUGAGGAAGUUGCAGUUUACACCGAAAAACUUCAGGACACGUUCGUCUAUGAGGGUGACUCAGCUAUUCUCACAUGCAAACUCAAUGUUGCUGAAAAAAGUGUGACGUGGCGGAAGGAUUUCCACAUAGUUGAGGAAACAGACACGUUGAAGUUUCUUGAUUUCAGAUGUUCGCACUGGCUUGCUGUUUUGAACACAACACAGAAAGACACAGGGCAUUAUUCUUGUGUUUGUGGUUCUGUUUCAACUACAGCCGUGCUUAAAGUAACAGAGAAACCUUUGAAGAUUGUUUAUAAAUUACAAGUAGAGUUAGACGGAACAGACGGAAAGGAGUGCAGAGAGAAUAUGGAUAUCGUUCUUGUUUGUAAGGUCAACUUUCUUACCAAGAAACCGAUCUGGCGUCAUAACAACAAUCCAGUUAACAGUAACAGGAUCUCUGCCUCUACUACAGAACUGGAACACAAGUUGACAAUUCUGAAAGCAAGAUUCGAAGACGAGGGCGAAUACACAGUUGAUUUUGGUGACAUCACAUCGAGCACUUUCCUAGUCAUUAAAGGCAACAUCGAUUUAAUACACAAGAAACAGCUUACUGAAGAGCUUUACAAGAACUGGAUACGAGGUGCACUCGGCUUAAAGUUCUUGAAGCUUGGGUUAGAAAAUGUUUCCGAUAGGCUUGUUAAGAAUCAACAUAGUGAUUUCAUGAAUAUGCUGGUAAAUAAGUAUGGCAUAAUGUGUACAAUGUGUACACAAUGUUCUGUCGAGAGUCUUCUUCCCUCGCACAAUGAAGAGAAGAAGAAAAAGAAUUGUAGAAACAAGAAAUGUUUAUGUGCACACCAUUUGCAGAACCGCGUGUUUUGCCCCAGCGGAGGGUUUUGUAGCCAGUUUUAUGAUCUUGUGGUUCAGGGCCACCGGUUUGUCGAUCCACUGCUGGCAAAUACGGACAUUCAGAAUUGGAGCAGUGAACCUUGGAGCGUAGCAACCUGCUAUAUUAGUACUACAGGCUACAAGGGCAAGACAUCAGCGAAGGAAAUAGAUUGUACUGGAUUAUUAUCUUUGUUCAUAAAUGAUCUUUUCUUCCAUAGAAGUCUCGGAGAUGUGUAUAUAGACGGAGAAAAAGAUCUUUUUAAACAGGCGAGGGAUGCACGUAAUGACAUACUCCACAACCCCAAUUAUGAGAUUUCCGAGGGUCAACUUGAUGAAUACAUAGACUUAUUCAAGAACAUUUUGGGGAUUAAAGACACGAAAGGCAUAGCGCCACUGCUUAAUGAGUCUGGUGUCAAAACAGCCAUUCACGGUCUAAACGAGUUGAAGAAUAAAAAGAUAGAUAUACACAUUUACGAAGAUCUUCAGCAACACAUUAAGAACCUGCGAGAACAUGCUAUGAAUAAAGUGGCAGAAGAGUUUGAACAAGCCGAGAAGGAGAAAGACAUUAAAAUACAACACCUGGAAAAAAAACUUCAACAGACUGAAAAGCAACUACGCUUAAUGAAUGACAUGCAGUCAGUCCUUGAAACAAGAAAGCAGUCGGAAGAGCAAGAAGAUGUUCCUUUCGAGCUUGAAUUACACAUACGAGUACUUCGCACAAUGAGAGAAUCAUCAGUUCAAGGAAACAGUCUUGUAUAUCGCCUGUUGACAGCGGAUGUAAACAGCGUUAGCAACAGGAAGAUUGUACCUCCUGAUUUUUCAACUCCGCACACGUACCAGAAAACUAUCGAGUCGGUAAAGAGACUUCUUGGUCACAUAUAUGCCAUCGAGCAGACUCAGGUUGGCAGUGUUUUGCAAAGCCAGACAUCUGUUGAGCUUAAAAUACAGUGUUUUACAUGUAAAGCAGUCAGUCAACUUCUUGCAUACUUCAACGGAACGACAUUUCAGGAAGAACGGAUUGAGUUGAGAAAAAGUCUAGGGAUAGAAGUGAACGGGGAAAAUACUUAAUAUGUCUUGGCAAGUUGCUCAUCCCAAAGCAUAGAUAACACAAGGAGGCAACUUCGUGAAAGAGGUGUACUCAAUGAGAUUACCAGUAGCUUUACUUGUAGAAAGCAUCAAAACCGGAAGAUAGUAUGGUAUUGCUCUGAUCACGAACACCUAUGUUGCAUUAUUUGUAGGGAAACAGAUCAUAGAUCAUGUGUUUGGCCUAACCAAGCCAUAUCAGCUAAAAGAGACGAGAAGGAGAUACAAAAGGUCCUAUCCGUUAAAUCUAAGAAGGUGUAUCCUGUGGAAUUUAAGCCAGAAAAUCAUAACUGCUAUAUACUCAAAUUUUGUUUACUACCCAAUGGUAAAAUUCUACUUGCCGAUCGCAACAAUCGCAGACUAAAGAAACUUGACAAAUCCUACAAGUUAAUCAGUCUAUGUGAUCUUCCCGCGGCAACCUUAGACGUGUGUUAUGUGGGUAAUCAGACAGCUGCUGCGUGUCUUGGAGAUGCUGGUAUACAGUUAGUUGAUAUAUCAGGUGAAAUGAAGUUGAAGGAAUUAGUGAAACUGGACCAUCCCUGUUUAGGUAUUGAUUUCCAUAGGAAUAACCUCUAUGUCACAAGCAGGGACACGGUGUUCAGUUAUACGAAGGACGUUUCUCAGCAGCGUGUUCUUUACCAUAAACAAGAAGUAUUACCAGAUGAAGCGCUAGGUCAUAUUACUGCUAGUAAGGACGGGAAAUUGCUCUAUUUGUCUGAUGUUAAUGGUGGUCUUGUUACCAUAGACAGUAAUGGCAGUCAUCUGAAUACUUUGAAAAAUGAUGUGCUACAGGGUGCCUCUAGUGUAUGUUUAGCCAGUGAGGAUACGAUACUUGUCACUGAUGAAAACACAAAUAGUGUGCAUCAGGUUGACUAUAAAGGUGAAAAGGUCUUGGGGACAGUUUUGACAAGGGAGCCGGACGAACAAAAACCAUGGUCGGUCUAUUAUGAAAGACAUCUGGCUAGAAUGCUUGUCGGACAUUUAAAUCAGAACUAUAUUACAGUUUAUGAAGUACAAUAGACAAUUUGCAUGGCAGUUUUGCACUGUAAUACAAGCAGCUCCCGUUGAGGCUUUGACACACUACACUGCGUGAAAUUUUGGAUUUAAUACAAAAUUAAAUAUAAAUAUAAUUUAAGUAACAUGUAAAUUUUGAAUGCAAUUGCAUUAAAACGAAUUUACUGUAAAUUAAAUUUCAAAUUUUACUUUG